Xiphophorus maculatus (southern platyfish) is the source of this 1974-nucleotide messenger RNA. RefSeq names its product cholesterol 25-hydroxylase-like protein 1, member 1 (gene ch25hl1.1). NCBI's taxonomy places the organism in Eukaryota, Metazoa, Chordata, Actinopteri, Cyprinodontiformes, Poeciliidae. Gene Ontology annotation, biological process: cholesterol metabolic process; sterol biosynthetic process. Gene Ontology annotation, molecular function: C-4 methylsterol oxidase activity; steroid hydroxylase activity; iron ion binding. The record is from RefSeq and is a predicted model, not a curated record. The transcript has a single exon. The coding region runs from base 960 to 1790 and encodes 276 amino acids.
AGUCUAAGAAAUAUACUGCCCCUUCUGUAUUAGCCAUUAUUAACAUUUUAUGCAGUUAAUUGCCUCGAAGAGUCAUUUAAUUAGUAAGUACCUGCUUCUUCAGCAACAUCAUUAAGGUCAAGAAACACACCAGACAGACAUGGGUUCAUAGUUUGCAGCAAUAUCCCAAGGAGAGCAUUAUUCAGAGAAGAGGUCAAGCGGGCCAUGACUAAUUAAUUUAUUUGCUGCUCCAGAUUUUGUUUGCUAGACAAUGACAUGAAGAUAACAAGGAAUUUUGAACGUCUGUCUGCUACCUGAUCGUUUAAAACUGGGUUAUGUAGCAAACAGUUACUCAGACCGCCCAAGUCACUCUGCCAAACAAUGAUUAGUAAGGGAUACUGUAAUGUUGUAAACUGACCAAGUCAAAGAGGUGACCCUAAUCUCAGAGAAACUGUGAAAGCAAACAACACAUUUCAGAAAACCCACCAACAUGAACAAUGAGUUCAUGCUGUUCUGUUGGAAGGAAUGUGCUACAUUCCUCCAAACUAAUAUGGAGGAAUUAUCAGUACAGUGUGCUGUCCUGUUUUCAGAUCAUUGCAUUAAAAUGCAUAAAUGUGUCAAUUUCAAAAUGAAUCAUCGACAUCAAUCAGCAUUUUUAUAAAUAUCUGUUAAAGACAGAUAUAAAAAUGUGUAAACAGAGAUUUUGAUGGGAUUAAAACAAACACUCUUGAUCUGUCUUCUAUUUAUGCUGGAUUAAACCUAAUCUGAAGCUCUUUGUUUCUUGUGUCUAAUGAACGUGCUUGGUAAGCUCACGUAGGUAUGUUUUGGCACACGUUGAGCUCUUGUGAGGAGAAAAGCAGGCAUUUCUUUCUCUUUUUUUUUGACUGAGAGCAAAGUCCUGUUUGUUGAUCUCCACUAUAUAAAGCCAGAUCUUAUCUCGAUCAACAGCAGCAGCAGCAGCAGCAGCCUCAAGCAGAAAGAUGCUGAACAUCAGCGAGCUCUCUCUGAGGUCCCCUCAUUUCAGGGCGUCCGACCGUCUCCUGCAGCCCUUCUGGGACCAUCUCCUUCUUCACCACCUGUCUCUCGUCUCGUCUCCUUUUUUGCCCGUCAUCCUUGCCUUCUCCAGCUACUUUUGCUUUAGUUUGCCUUUUGCUGUGUUGGACCUCUUGGGGGAAAGGGUCCCUUUGUUCCACAAGUAUAAGAUCCAGCAAAACAGGAGGCCAACGCUAGGAAUGAUGGCCAAGAGCUUCAUGACAUCUCUCUAUAACCACAUUUUUUUUGUUUUGCCGGCUGUCAUAAUUGGCAUGUUCAUACUGCCAACACCAACCCUGCCGCGAGACGCUCCUACGUUAUAUCAGUUGUUCACCGAAGGACUGGCUAUACUGCUCCUCUUUGACACCCAGUACUUCAUCUGGCACUUUGUGCACCACAAGAACCUGCAGCUGUACCGCUGGGUGCAUGCAGUUCACCACGAAUACAUGGCUCCAUUCUCCUGGUCCACGGAGCAGCUCAGCAUUCCAGAACUGAUGACCGUGGGCUUCUGGAGCAACCUGGACCCGAUUCUUUUGAGGUGCCAUCCACUGAGCACAUGGUGCAUAACAGUUCUGAGCAUUUGGAUGUCCGUGGAGGACCACAUAGGCUACGACCUGCCCUGGACCCUGAGCCACCUGGUGCCCUUCGGUCUGCUGGGGGGCGCCCCGGCCCACGACUUGCACCACCAGAAGCCGAGCAGCAACUACGCUCCCUUCUUCAGCCACUGGGACCGGAUCUUCGGCACCGCCAUGUCUCUGAAGAAGAAAAACGUUGAUUAACACAAAACAAUAAUCAACACAAUUCUGUAAAUACUGCCUCUUUUAUAAAUAUGUUGUCCUGUUAAAUCUCUUUAUUUUGCUACUGUACUUCUUGCUUUAUUAGCAUCUUUGAAAAUGCAUUAAACUUGUAAAAAUAUUUAAAUGUGUUUCACCUUUUGUUCAAUAAACAUCUAUUUAUAAAGCA